CAUUUUCUCAUCCACAAUCCAAUCAAUCACCCAGAAAAAAAAAAAAAAAAACUAUAUAAAGCAGAGAAAACAAAUAAACUCGUGAGAGAGAAAGUUUUGGAGAGAGGGGGACGGUUGGCGGCUGAAACCUAACUUUGGAGGGAGAAAAUUCAGUGGGUUCACAUUAGAUCUGAAUUUUCAGUUUUGGGUUUUUCUUCACGGACCUUGUUGGAUUGAAUUGGAAGUUCUUUGAACCUGAUCAAGUUUGUUGCUUUAUCAAGUUGUUUGAGUAAAUGUAUUUUUUAGUUGUUUUUAUUUCUUUCAAUUGGGUUUAGUGGGUUGUAGUCACAUAAGAUCUGAAUUUUCUCUUUUGGGUUUUUUCUUCACGGGCAUAGUUGGACUGAAUUGGAAGUUCUUUUAACCUGACCAAGUGGGUUGGUUGAUCAAGUUGUGUUUGUGUAAAUGAGGGUUUAGUGGUUUUUAUUUAUUUCAAUUUGAAUCUGUAUAGAGCAGAGUUUGUGAGAAAUUUUGAAGCUCUGUUUCUUCCAUGGGGCUUUGCUGGAGCAAUCUAAUCAAAGAUGAUAGCCCAUUUCAUACAGGAGUGAAUUCGAAAAAUCAGGUCAGAGAUGGAAACGAUCUGAGCAAUUUGAGUGGCAAGUCAGCUAACAGACCCCCGACACCUCGGAAUGAGGAUGAGAUCUUGGAGUCCUCCAACUUAAAGAGCUUCAUGUUCUGCGAACUGAAAAUGGCUACCAGAAACUUUCGUCCGGAUAGCGUAUUAGGAGAAGGUGGAUUUGGUUCUGUUUUUAAGGGGUGGAUUGAUGUGCAUUCACUUAUGGCUGCAAAGCCCGGGACUGGAUUGGUGAUUGCUGUGAAGAAGCUUAAUCAAGAAGGUUAUCAGGGUCACAAGGAAUGGUUGGCAGAAAUCAACUAUCUUGGGCAGCUUCAUCAUCCGAAUCUUGUGAAAUUGAUUGGUUACUGUUUAGAGGAUGACCAUAGGCUUUUGGUGUACGAGUUCAUGCCCAAAGGCAGCAUGGAGAACCACUUAUUCAGGAGAGGGACUCAUUUCCAGCCACUUUCUUGGAGCAAGCGUAUGAAAGUCGCUCUUGGUGCAGCAAAGGGACUUGCCUUUCUUCACAGUGCUGAGACAAAAGUUAUAUAUCGGGACUUCAAAACAUCUAAUAUACUUCUUGACUCAAAUUACAAUGCAAAACUAUCUGAUUUUGGGUUGGCCAGGGAUGGGCCAACUGGUGAUAAGAGCCAUGUGUCCACUAGGGUCAUGGGAACCUUUGGAUAUGCUGCACCGGAGUAUCUAUCCACAGGUCACUUAACUGCCAUGAGCGAUGUAUACAGCUUUGGAGUUGUUCUUUUAGAGAUGUUAACUGGCAAACGAGCAAUAGACAAGAACCGUCCACAAGGACAGCAAAGCUUGGUGGAGUGGGCAAAGCCAUAUCUGGCCCAUAAACGUAAAAUUUUACGCAUUUUGGAUGUUCGUAUUGAAGGCCAGUAUUCACUGAGUCAAGCCCUAAAGGCAAGUAACCUCGCGCUUCAAUGUCUCUCCGUGGAACCGAAGACUAGGCCAAUCAUGGAUGAGGUGGUAACAGCUUUAGAACAGCUUCAAGACUCAAAGUGAUGUGGUGAAAGGCGCACAAAAACGAGCACAAGUCUAUAUGUAUAAAUUAACUUUUAUUCUUUUGGGUGAUGGGGGAGUGAAUGUAGCAACAGUUUUUCUCUCCUGAUUUCAGGAAUUCGGGCAUGUUCUAUACAUACACCUAUGUUUUGUUAAACCAGUGUAUAGUUUCAUUUUUUUUUAUUUUUUCCUAGGGUUUGAUGGUAUUUAAUAUCUCUCUACUUUUGAUGCGUGGUGGUAACAUUUGGAAUGAUGGAGCAUUAACGAAUGUUGAUGAUAUCAAUAAAUGAAUGGUUUAUAAGAGCA
Messenger RNA from Camellia sinensis, 1915 nucleotides. Its product is annotated as receptor-like cytoplasmic kinase 176. NCBI's taxonomy places the organism in Eukaryota, Viridiplantae, Streptophyta, Magnoliopsida, Ericales, Theaceae. The record is from RefSeq and is a predicted model, not a curated record. Gene Ontology annotation, biological process: protein phosphorylation. Gene Ontology annotation, molecular function: protein kinase activity; ATP binding.